Molecule: messenger RNA, 3500 nt
Organism: Moneuplotes crassus
Lineage: Eukaryota; Ciliophora; Spirotrichea; Euplotida; Euplotidae
Source: the annotation of a GenBank genome assembly
UAACUUUCUUAUAGAAAUGAUUAUAUUAAAGAUUAUAGAAAUAAAAUUGCAGUAUGGAAAGACCAAGAACUGCAUAUAAAAGGAUAGGAAGCCACAAAUUUGAUCACAAAGCAGCGAGGGCUCAACUCCAGUCAGCUUCAGGUAAAAGACCCAAAGAUGUUGCCCCACUCCUUGAUGAAGAAGACAUGAUCGAUGAAAGAGAGAUCAGAAGGGCCACCAACAGACUUAAGAGAAGAGACUACGAACACCUCGCUCAAGACGACGAGUACCAGCAAAUGUUCAAGGAUCCUCUAGACCGCUACGACGAAGUUAUUGAUGAAGCUCCCAGCCAGCUCGAAGAUGAUGGAACCAGUAUGGAGGACACUUCCAACGUUGAAGGCAGAGGUCUCUUGAGAUCGGCUCGCGAGCAGAUGGAGCAUUCUCAGCAGAACUUGAUGCCAAUUGAAGAGGACAAAGUUGAAAACUCAGAUAUGUCUAAUCAGGACGAAGAUGGAAUCAAGUUCAUCAACCAGCAAGACACUAUGAAUAGACUUGACUCACAAGUGUCGGGUACAUCGUCCCAAGUCAGAAGCAAACUUCUGGAUGAACUCAAGCGUUCCAAAGGCAAAAUCAACAGAGUGUUGUCAAGAAAAGAAAAGCAAAUCCUCAAAGACAUCACCCAGUAUGACAAGAAGUUUACCAAAGAUGCUGACGAAGACAUCAUGGAGGUCGGAAGAGUCGACCUUGAAGACCUCGAGACCGACUUUGGAAUGAUUGAAGAAGAACGAGACAGAAAGAAGAAACAGAGAGAACUCGAGUUCGAACACAGAAGAAAAGGUAUUGAACUUACAUCUGCAACUACUCAGAACAAACUGGUCAACGCCCACACUGACUUACUCAAAGAGAUUGCUCAGGAAGAAGUCGACGCGCGCAAGAAAGCUGUCGAGAGAGAGAAAAUCAUUGACAAAGAGUUUGUCCGUAUUGAAGACAGAGUGGGUGGAGUCAUCAAAGAGCAGAGAUCCAAAAUUCUGAGUUACUUCGGGCCUUUGGUUCAGGAGAAGAAGCGCUCUGCCUACACCAUCCUUGGAAGUGCAAAGAAGAAAGUCGACCUCUCAGCCCGAACAAAGAUAUGUCUUCCAUUCUCAGUCAAAAUCAAAAUGCUCAGAUGUGUCAAAGACAAAAUCGGAGCUGGAGUUUACGUGGUGCUUGCAGAAAUCAUUGAGAGAAUCGGAGGAGGCUCAGUCAUGUAUAAUUACCAGAAAUCUAUGAAGAAUCUUCACAAGCUCAAAGGCAAAAUUCUUGAGUAUGAAAAGCUCAAACUGAGAUUCCUCAAAGAACAGAACAUCGAUGUCAGCACCCAAGAGUCUGAAGGAAUCAUGGCUGCACUCGAAGAAGCUGAAGAAGAACUCCACGAAGACGAACAAAGAGAACAAAGAAGCGCCCCAGCCAGCAGAAGCAGCCAGAGAAGCAAACAACAAGCUCCAGAAAUUGACGAAGAAAAGUUCGAGAAACUCACAUUCAAGCAGAGACACACCCGGUACAGGAACUUCUACGCAGGCUUUGACGACGAAGAGUUCUACUUGGAUGAAAACCUGUAUCUGUUGUAUCCUCCGAUGAACAGAGCUCGGCCUUCAAACUGAAUCCAGUUCAGGCUGGUCAAACUCUCCGAUGAAAAAGAUAUUGAAGAUGAAGUCGUGGCCUGGGGAGUGUUCCCUCUGCUCAACUCCGAGCUUGCAUUUAACGAAGGACGAUUCAAGAUCCCUCUGUUGUUCGGAGACGUUGACGAAGAAGUCACACUCUACAGAAACAUCCAAGGGAGAGUCAUGAAGAACCUUGACACUUGGCUUUGCAACAUGUACUUUGAGGUGGAGCCCCUUCUGAUCCAGAAACUCAUCUUCGACUGGCAGAACAGAGAAAUGUACUACGACAAAGAACAGCUCAACAAAAUCCAUGGCUACGUGCUUAAGCGAGAAGAAGAUCCUGACCAAAAUAUGGCUCAGCCUAAUGCUGUGAGAGAGUCGUUUGGAGGACAAAGCGCAAGAUCUUCUAGACUCAAAAGGAAAAGAUCUACCGUCAGAAAUGCAACCAAUCUCAUCUCAAACUUGCAUGAUGCAGACCUUGACAGACAAAAUUCAAAUGUAAGACUGAGCAAAGACCAGACCAGAGAACUCGACCAAAUGAUAGGGUACGAAGCAGAAGAAUUCAAGAAGGAACAGCAGCGUGAGAUCAAGGCAGAGCUCGACGACAACGCUCUGUUCCUUGAAGAGUACUCGUACUCUGUGUCUGACAAGUUCAACAAUGAAACCCGAAACGUGGCCAAGAAGAAAAUGGUUUACCUGUUCACAGAGUCUUUGGCUGACAUGGGGCUGAAGAACAUGAACACAAUUGCGUUCCAGAUUACUUUGUUUGUGAUUGUUCUAUCGUUCUGGGCAAGAGUUUACAUUCACUAUUUUGGAGAAUAUCUAGCUUUAUUAAUGAUUGGAAUCAAAGUUUCAAAAUUUAACCCAGAAUGGUACAAGGUCGAACUCCACUAUGAAUCGUGGGAGUCAUGGCAUGAAGCAAUCAUUAUUAUUCUUGGAGUGCUCUUAAAUACAUUUUUCUUCUCUUUAAUGAUAAUUUCUGCUUAUUUUGUGAAUAAGUACACUCAGUUCCCUCACAUCUUUUAUAAAAUGAUGUGCUGGUUUGGAAUUGCGACUACAAUAGACUUUUUGUUGAUUCUAGCAGUAGACUGUAUAGAGCAAAACUGGACAAGAGGUGAUAUGUUUAAGUUAUACCAGUACUACAACAGAAGAGAUGCGAAUGGAUAUCCAGGUCUUGCCAUAACGAUCUUCAUUUACGUCGUCCUUACUUUCAUCAACCUCUCUCUAAUGUACUAUUAUUUAAUCUUCAUUCAUAUGGGAGGAAGGGUUAUUGAUAUCUAUUUGAGAUUAUCAGGAAAUGUAAACCAUUUUUUUCUUCCUCACGAUGAUGAGAUCUCUCUCACUUAUCUGAAAUGGGUCUGUAAAAAGGCAUUUAAGAGUCAGAAACAAAGAGUCACAACUAGAGAUGAAGAAGUUGUCAACGAAAGAGGUAAAAUUAAGAAAGUUAGGUUCAUCAAUGUCUUUAAAUUUGAUCCAGAAACACACGAGUUAUGCAAUUAUAGAUCCUUUAUUAGAGAUUAUGAUGGGGCUAUACGUGAAUUCCAUACUAAGAAGGUACCUCUAAAGAAGGAAGAGCUUAAGGGUAUCACUGAAGAUAUCCCUCCUGAAAAAGGAACAGAAACAUACAACCACAAUGAAUUCUUCCCCGAAAGAGAAGAAUCUUCUGAAGGUGAAGGAGGUGAUGGAGUUAACGGAAGUGAUGAGGAAGAGAAGACCCCAUUUAGCAGAAGAAACGUUGAUAGUCAUAUGGAGCUAAGAGAUCGAAGUAACCAAAGCAGAUCAUUUAAUGAUAAUUCAAGAAUGAGUGAUGAGGAUAGGAAGAUAGACAACUCUCUGCAUGAUGAAGAAGAAGAUGAUGAAAGCAAAAUCAAGCAUCUAUAA